Brassica napus (rape) is the source of this 1911-nucleotide messenger RNA. RefSeq lists its product as uncharacterized. Bases 1 to 1911 code for a protein of 636 amino acids. NCBI's taxonomy places the organism in Eukaryota, Viridiplantae, Streptophyta, Magnoliopsida, Brassicales, Brassicaceae. The record is from RefSeq and is a predicted model, not a curated record. The transcript is spliced from 4 exons.
AUGAGUCAAUCAUCACUUUUGAUCCGCAGCGGAGUCUCCUCCAAUAGAUAUCGUAAGGCCCCUCAAUUGGAAGAUGAUAUCAUACGCAUACCGGAGUGUGAUCUCAAUGACGUCAAGGAGCGUUUCCGCCUCACGCUCAUUGGACGUGUUUUCCACAUCCGUGGAAGAAGCAGCGAUGCCCUGAUCAACCUUCUCCCUCGCCCCCGAAUCUGGAAUGUAGAGGGAAGAGUCCGUGGACUGAACUUCGGGAAUGGCCGCUUCCAAUUCGAUUUUGACAAAGAAGAGGACUUGCAGAUGGUCCUAAAUAAGCGCCCCUGUCAUUUCAACCAGUGGAGUUUCGCGCUGGAACGAGUCCCAGUUCAUUUCUGGAAUGAAAAAACUUUCACGGAGAUUGCUAACGCACUUGGACAAAAGCUCUCAGUCGAUGAAAAAAAAUCGCGAAUCCAAGUCUCCAUCGACGCGGACAAACCCCUACAAUUUGAACAAAGAAUAGGAUUCCCAAGUGGAGACAUCGGGAAAGUAACGCUAACGUAUGAUGAGGAAAGGGAGCUCAAGAGGAAGCUGCGACUGGAAAAUCUGGAGAACAAUGAGCAGUCAAGAUUCCCUAUUCAAGGUUCUCAAGGUUUUACCUCUCGGAAUCCGCUAAAGCGAGCCCGCUCCCCUACUAAUGGGAGACAUCCUAGUCCCUCGGCAACCUCAAGAUAUAGCGAGCUCAACCGUGAGGAGAAAAGAAGGAGAAGUGCGUCCUCGUCCUAUCAACCUCGUGAAGCUCGAGUCACCGAUACUCAUGCUAGAGAUCGUAAAAGUUCGAGCAGACAGGAGAACCACUACACUCAGCAUGGAAGGGAAGUAUGGAGCCGUCUGGAAAACCCAUCUAGGAGGAAGGAACUGCAAGGAUCACAAAGAGGACGCACCCCAAAUCACUCUGAACGGAACACCUCUCGCAAGGAGACGUCCCGCCCAAGCCACAAACCUUCCGCUGAAUGGCAACCACGACGUUUUUCUGGAGAACACAGAAAAAGAACAAGCAAUCACCUAGCACCUCGCCAGACGGAGGACGAACGUAUGGAAAGAUCUAGAGCUACUUUUGACUCUCAAAAGACUAUCACGGACAACCGUGUAUCCCUGGAAUCAGGAGAAAUAUUUGAAACCCAUCGAUCGGAAGUUGAUGUUGCAAUGGCAGAGGAGGAAAGGACCCGACGCCUCAAAGGCAAAGCCAUUGCCACCGGACCACCUUCGCCAAAGCACAAGACUCCCCGGCCCCUGCCAGCCGACGCACCUCAAGUCAAAAGGUAUGAUCAACCUUUAUUGGAACAAGAUGAUGCUAUUCUUGAUUUAGAAGAAGGUCUAGAUCAAGUCCUAGAUGCUCCUCUAACUGAGCUUGAAUCUGCUGAGGUUGAUAACCUAGUUCUGGAAAUGGAACAUCUUGAAAUGGCUGAGAAAAUGAUGGCUGAAAAUAAUAUAGAUGAGAAUAUGAUUGACUUGGAUAAUGAUGAUCUUCUUGGAGAUUCUCCUGACCUUGCUGAUGCAGAAAAAAUUGAGGCCAUUUCUCAGCUCUCUCCAGCAAAUGUUGUGACAAAGAAAGCAUCAUCUACAAGCAAGCAAUUAGAACUUGCAAAGACAGCCGCUUAUAUUCAAGAUGUCGCGCAGGCAUCAGGGUCGGAUGCCUACGUCCCAAAAGUCCUACUGAAGAAGAAGGACCCCCGGUCUCCUGAUAUAAAAGGAGCGAGUGCAUCCAAGAAACUCCAGGCUCUCGGUGGCCGCGCUUCCCCAAAGAAGAAGACUACACUGGGUAAACGCCCAUCAUCUACUUCGUCUAAGGUCCCUCGUAUUGAGGUGUUUCCUUCUGCUUCACACAAAAAAAUAUGUGUCCCUUUCAGGUUUGGUGGUGUCCCAGAAACCAUCCAGUAA